AUGGACGACCUGGAGCAACUGGAGCUGCUCUCGCUGGUCUCUAAAGUCACCAGCGAAAUCAAUAACUACAUGGGCACCAGCGACAAGACCAUCGCCGAAUUCAUCAUCGCCGAACACGCCAGCUGCGCAAAUGUGAAGGACUUCCAGGCCAAGCUCGAGGAUUACGACUUUCCCGGUAGUCUGGCGGAGAGUAUUGACCGCCUGAUCAAGAGCCUUCAUCCGAAGUACAGGAAGAAUGGCGCGAAGCAGAUCGAUGAUGAAGUGGAUGGUGGGGGGAAGAGUAAGAAGUUCAAGGGCUUGAGCAUUCCAGAUAAGGAGCCACCGGCUGUAGAGGAAGAGAAAGGUGGUGCGGAAGAUGGAGGGGCAGAGCUGGACGAUACCUUUGCGUUGCUCGAGUCUAUGGCUGGACCACCGAAAGCUGGUGGGAAGGCGGAGAAACCGGCGAACGGCAGGAAGCGGAGUAUAAGUGCCGAGAGGGAGCGGGAUGAGAGGAGUAUCAAGAGACAUAGACGGUCAAGAUCACGAUCCAGAAGCCCGGGAAGAAAGGAGCGGAGAGAGCGGAGGAAGGACAGGAACGAUGACUUUGUGUUCCAGGACGAAUUUGGGCGCAACGUACCGCACCGACCUUCUGAUCGGCACGACCGCAACGGGAAGAGUGAUCGGAAAAGUCGACGCGACGAUUUCGAUAGGCCGCCUCAGCCGGAGUUGGAUGAUGCGCCGGUGCAAUACAAGAUCUAUCGUGGCAGAGUCACUGGAGUCAAGGACUUCGGCGUCUUUGUGAACCUGCGAGACGUCAAAGGCAAGGUAGACGGUCUUGUACAUGUAUCAGCCAUGGCAGACUACAAAGUCAACCACCCGUCAGAUCUGGUGGCGCGGGAUCAGGAAGUCUGGAUCAAGGUCAUGAAGGCGCAGGAAGGGCGGGUCAGUCUCAGCAUGAGUGAAGUUGAUCAAGCUACUGGAAUGGACCAAAGGCCAGGACGCAGAAUCCAGGCGCCUACUACUGGCGCGAAUGCUGUUGGCUUGAAUGGUGCGGCAGAUGCAAGGCUUGAUCCGAUGGCCCCGGUAGUGGAGACGGGCGCAGGAGCUGGAAAGCGCCAGCGCAAACGACUGACUAGUCCGGAGAGAUGGGAGAUCAGGCAGCUCAUCGCUUCGGGUGUCAUCAAAGCCGCCGACUACCCUGACCUUGACGAUGACUACAAUGCCGCCAUCAACGGCGAGACGAUCGAGGAAGAAGAAGAUGUCGACAUUGAGGUCAAGGAAGAAGAGCCGCCUUUCCUCGCCGGUCAGACCAAGCAGAGUCUCGAACUCAGCCCGAUUCGUGUCAUCAAAGCUCCAGAUGGCAGCAUGAACCGUGCGGCGAUGCAGGGCGAUGUACUUGCCAAAGAGCGUCGAGAUCUUCGCCAGCAGGAAGCGCAGGAUAAGGCCGCCCAGGAGGCUCAAAAGACCGAUCUCAACCAAGAGUGGAACGACCCAAUGGUGCAACCUGGUGAGCGACGCUUCGCUGCUGAUUUGCGACAGCCCAAGCAGGGCGGCGGCGCAAACGACAUGCCCGAGUGGAAGAAAAUCGCUUCUGGCAAAGGUGAGCUGGGGAAGAGGACUUCAAUGUCGAUCAAGGAGCAGAGAGAAUCCUUGCCAGCUUUCAAGAUGCGGAAGCAGUUCUUGGAUGCCGUCCGACAAUACCAGCUCCUCAUCGUCGUCGGUGACACCGGCUCAGGCAAGACCACCCAGCUCACUCAGUACCUGGCUGAAGACGGCUUCUCGGACGAAGGCAUAAUCGGCUGCACGCAACCUCGCCGCGUCGCAGCCAUGAGCGUCGCCCAACGUGUCAGCGACGAAGUCGGCUGUCGCUUGGGCGAAGAAGUCGGCUACACCAUCCGUUUCGAGGACAAGACUUCCGACAAAACCUGCAUCAAGUACAUGACCGAUGGUAUCAUGCAGCGUGAGAUCUUGCUCGAUCCGGAGUUGAGCAAGUACAAGGUCAUUAUGCUUGAUGAAGCGCACGAGCGGACCAUCGCCACUGAUGUGCUGUUUGGGCUGCUCAAGAAGACAUUGAAGAAGCGGCCGGAUAUGAAACUCAUCGUCACCAGUGCGACGCUCGAUGCGGAGAAGUUCAGCUCGUACUUCAACGAAUGUCCGAUCUUGUCGAUCCCAGGUCGGACGUAUCCAGUCGAGAUCAUGUAUAGCAGGGAACCAGAGUCGGACUAUCUGGAUGCGGCGUUGACUACUGUCAUGCAGAUCCAUCUUACGGAGCCGCCUGGCGAUAUCCUCCUGUUCUUGACUGGCAAAGAGGAGAUUGACACCUCCUGCGAGAUCUUGUUUGAGCGGAUGAAAGCUCUUGGCCCUUCGGUGCCUGAACUCAUCAUUCUCCCUAUCUACGGCGCUCUGCCCUCCGAGACAGCCAGUCGUAUCUUCGAGGCCACGCCUAGUGGUAGCAGGAAGGUGGUCAUCGCUACCAACAUCGCCGAGACUUCGAUCACCAUUGAUGGCAUUUACUUCGUGGUUGACCCAGGAUUCGUAAAGCAGACCGCCUACGACGCUAAGCUUGGCAUGGACAGGCUACAAGUCACGCCUAUAUCGCAAGCGCAGGCUAAACAGCGUGCUGGACGAGCCGGACGUACAGGACCAGGGAAGUGCUUCAGACUCUACACCGAAAACGCCUUCCAAUCGGAGAUGCUGCCCACAACAAUUCCUGAGAUUCAGAGGCAGAAUCUGAGCAACACGAUUCUGAUGCUGAAGGCUAUGGGUAUCAACGAUUUAUUAGGCUUCGACUUCAUGGACCCGCCACCCACCAACACCAUGCUCACGGCCCUUGAAGAACUCUACGCCCUCUCCGCUCUCGACGACGAAGGCCUCCUCACCCGCCUCGGCCGCCGCAUGGCCGACAUGCCAAUGGACCCGGGCCUAGCCAAAUCCCUCAUCGCCUCCGUGGACCUCGGGUGCGCCGACGAGAUGCUCUCCAUCGUCGCCAUGAUCUCCGCAGUCCAAACCGUCUUCCACCGCCCCAAAGACAAGCAGCAGCAAGCGGACCAGAAACGCGCCCGCUUCAACGACCCCGCCGGCGACCACCUCACCUUAUUAAAUGUCUACAACGGCUGGCGCGGCGCAGGCAAAGCCGACCCCUGGUGUUUCGAGAACUUCAUCCAACCCCGCAACAUGCGCCGCGCCGAAGACGUGCGCAAGCAACUCGUCCAGAUCCUCGAACGCCAUAAACUCCGCAUCCUGUCCUGCGGCCGCGACACCCUGCGCGUCCGGCAGGCUUUAUGCGCCGGCUUCUUCCGCAACUCCGCGCGCAAAGACCCGCAGGAAGGCUACAAGACGCUCGUCGAAGGGACGCCCGUGUACAUGCACCCUGCUUCCGCGCUCUUCGGCAAAGCGGCGGAGCACGUCAUUUAUCAUAGUCUCGUAGAGACGACGAGGGAGUACAUGCAUAAUGUGACCGCCAUCGAGCCGAAGUGGCUUGUUGAAGCUGCGCCGACGUUUUUUAGGGUGGCGGGGACGAAGGGGGAGUUGAGUCGCAGGAAGAGGGAGGAGCGGAUUCAGCCGUUGCAUAAUCGGUUUGCUGGGGAGGAUGAGUGGCGGUUGUCGGCGCAGAGAAGGGGGGGGAGGGGCGGGGGUGGGACGUGGGGAUAG
Saxophila tyrrhenica is the source of this 3630-nucleotide messenger RNA. It is a transcript of the gene PRP22, whose product is annotated as DEAH-box ATP-dependent RNA helicase prp22. The transcript has a single exon. Gene Ontology annotation, cellular component: catalytic step 2 spliceosome; intracellular anatomical structure. Bases 1 to 3630 code for a protein of 1209 amino acids. NCBI's taxonomy places the organism in Eukaryota, Fungi, Ascomycota, Dothideomycetes, Mycosphaerellales, Extremaceae. Gene Ontology annotation, biological process: spliceosomal complex disassembly. Gene Ontology annotation, molecular function: RNA binding; RNA helicase activity; ATP binding. The record is from RefSeq and is a predicted model, not a curated record.